Messenger RNA from Caretta caretta (loggerhead turtle), 1056 nucleotides. RefSeq names its product ryncolin-1-like. NCBI's taxonomy places the organism in Eukaryota, Metazoa, Chordata, Testudines, Cheloniidae. The record is from RefSeq and is a predicted model, not a curated record. Gene Ontology annotation, biological process: complement activation, lectin pathway. Gene Ontology annotation, molecular function: carbohydrate derivative binding; antigen binding; signaling receptor binding.
GGUACAUAAGCAGCAGAGCAGUCCCGGCUCCAAGAGGCACCCCGAGGGGUAACGGUGUGGGGGCAGCAGGUCAAGAUGAAGUCUUGCAGGGGCCUUCUCUGCGCCCUGGCAUUCCUGAUGGCUGCUGCUGCCCCCAGAGCAGGCUUUGCCCAGGAGACCGAGUCCAGCUGCUGUGCACAGCUGAAGGGAUUAUCCCAGUGUGGAGCGGACAAGAAGAUCUUUUUCCAGGGCCAGCCAGGGAACCCAGGAAUGCCGGGCAUGCCAGGGACAAACGGCCUACCUGGGGCUAAAGGAGAUCCAGGACCUCAAGGGCCCCCAGGCGAGAAGGGCUCCCCUGGGGCAAUGGGGAAGGCUGGACCCAAAGGAGACAAAGGAGAAACCAGCAGUUCUGCCAGCUCUCAGCAGCAAGGGACAGGUGCCAGGAACUGCAAGGAGCUGCUGGAGCAGGGAGAGGGGCUGAGCGGCUGGUACCCCGUCCACCCCCAACCGGGGAGGACGCUGACCGUCUUCUGUGACAUGGAAACGGAUGGCGGGGGCUGGCUGGCAUUCCAGCGGCGACAGGAUGGGUCGGUGGAUUUCUAUCAGGGCUGGGAGGCCUACAAGAGAGGGUUUGGAAACCAAGCAUCGGAGUUCUGGCUGGGCAACGACAACAUCCACCUUCUCACCUGCUCCGGGACCUACCAGCUGCGGAUUGAUGCCAGGGACUUCAAUGAGUCCAGCACAUUUGCCAAGUACACCAGCUUCAAGAUGCUGAGCGAAAAGGAAAACUACACGCUUGCCUUGGGCUCCUACUUGGAUGGCACCAUGGGAGAUUCUCUCUCGGGACACAACAAGCUGGGCUUCUCCACACGGGAUAAAGACCAUGACACCUUUGGGGGCAGCUGUGCCACCCUCUACAAAGGCGGCUGGUGGUAUGGGCAGUGCCACUCCUCGAACCUCAACGGGCUGUACCUCAAAGGUGAACACAGCUCCUACGCCAACGGGAUCAACUGGUCCACCGGGAAGGGGCACCACUACUCUUACAAAUACGUGGACAUGAAAAUAAGGCCCCAGUAG